CACCACCGCUCCCACUUCACACCUUUCAUGAUCAGUUCAUUACAUAAUCACUGAUCCCAUCCAUUUAUCAAACACCACCAAUUCAGUCAGACCUCACAAGGCCAUGAGAUGAAGGACCUCUCCUUCCUCCUCUUGAAGAACACCUUCGGCGCGAAGAUGAAGAAGGGCAUUCGAACGUUCUGCACCGGCGAUGGCUCUACCUCGACCCUCAACCAGGGCCCUGCGGAGCUCCCAGCCGAGUUGCCGGAGCCAGAGGUGGAGCCUUCCCCCACCCUCGAGGAGAUGAUCCUCCAGCUCGAGCUUGAGGAGGAAAUAGCCCGGGCUCAGAAGGAGGAACAGUGCCGCCGGAGAAUGUCAUCCGUCAAUAGCUCCGACAUCCUCCGGUCCGCCCGGAAUGCCUUGAACCAGUACCCCCGGUUCUCCCUGGAUGGGAGGGACGCGAUGUACCGGUCAUCAUUCAGGAACUUGUGCCACCCUGAGGCUAUAAUGCCCGGGAGGAGAUCGUUGUGUGGGCCGGUGGACUAUGAUUACGACCACUACCUCAAGACAAGGCUCUGCAGCACGCAGGUGCCGGGCAAGGAGGUUCUGGCAGGGGAGAGCGUGGUGUGGUGCAAGCCUGGCGUGGUGGCCAAGCUGAUGGGCCUAGAUUCAAUACCAGUGCCGGUGGGCAGGAGCCGACACGGUAAAAAAGAUUCAAACCCGACAUCUUCGAUCAGGAGGCAGAGCCUCCGGAGGAAGACAGAGAGGCAUGAGCUGGAGAGGAGAAUCGCAAUGAACAAUCUGAACAGCUACCAUGGGAGAAACAAGAGGGAAGGGAACAACCUCGGAUCAUGUUCGAGGAAUGGUUAUUCUGUUAUGAAGCCAGUGGCUGUGGAGCCAAUAGAGAGUAGUUGCAGAAGAGAUUGGGCGAAAAAACACAGCAUUUGAUUUCUCUUUAUUCGUCGAAAAUCCAUAAGAUCUCUCCAUUAGGUUGAGAAUUCGAAUCCUAAUCAAUCAACGAGUUGUUUCGAUCU
Messenger RNA from Punica granatum (pomegranate), 1013 nucleotides. Lineage: Eukaryota; Viridiplantae; Streptophyta; Magnoliopsida; Myrtales; Lythraceae. The record is from RefSeq and is a predicted model, not a curated record.